AUGCAGCNUAUAUAUAUAUAUAUAUGUUCUUGUAUAUUUGGAAUAGUGCCUGUGUGUGUGUGUGGAUCGUUUCGCAACGUGUUGUCGGUGUCACGACGCUGUGUUUGGCGGCGUGAAUGGACGCAUCAGCGGGGGACGAGGUGGGCGGCUCCUGAGACAAGUUCAGACUUCGGUGGUUGUGCUUCCCAUGGGGAUGCACACAACGUGGUGCUGAUUCUCUCACCACCUCCACCACCACUCAUGCACACAAAAAGAAAACUGCGCUUCGCUGUGUGGCGCUUGUAUAUUUUAUCUACGUGCUUCACGUUGUCUGGCUGUGGGGCGUGGAGGUCGGUGAAGUUCAUUACUAUUGCUCCCUGUUUCUUUCUUUCUCCCAAACUGUGUGUUUUGCAGCACGCACGCAACGUGCAAAAAAAAAAAGGUAGUGCCCCGCUCAAGCUUCUAGCGAGGCGGAGGGGUAAAACAGUGGCUGUUGCACGUCAGUAA
This is a messenger RNA of Trypanosoma grayi, 486 nucleotides long. RefSeq lists its product as hypothetical. Lineage: Eukaryota; Euglenozoa; Kinetoplastea; Trypanosomatida; Trypanosomatidae. The transcript has a single exon. The record is from RefSeq and is a predicted model, not a curated record. The coding region runs from base 1 to 486 and encodes 161 amino acids.